AGAUGGUGUUGGUGGGUGACUGGGUGGUGCUGGUCAAGUCCGUCUUCUUCUCUCUCUUCUUCCCCGGCUCCAUUUCCAAAUACCCUCUUUCUCUUUCACCUUCCCUCUCCAAAAUUUCUCAGCUUUAUUUAAUCACAUCGUUACUAUAUAAAUUCCUGCAACAUAUAUAUUUAUAUAUAGUUGGGUAGAGGUAAGAAAACCAGAGAGAGAGAGAGAAGAAGCUCCCACAAUCGAGGGAGUAUUGGGAUGAUAGCGAUAGAUCUGGCAACCAUAGAGUGUUCGUGGUUCCAGUUUAGUCGGAAACAACUGUUAGUUCAUGGUCAGCAUUUACAGUGUGGUGCAGAUUCUAUGGAUCCGAUCAACGGAGGAAACAAUCUCAACAACAAUGCUAAUCUUGCUUCAAAACAGCGAUUGCGUUGGACACACGAGCUUCAUGAGCGUUUUGUUGAUGCCGUGGCACAGCUUGGUGGUCCAGACCGGGCUACACCAAAAGGUGUGCUCAGAGUGAUGGGUGUACAGGGUUUAACAAUAUAUCAUGUGAAGAGCCAUUUACAGAAAUAUCGACUAGCAAAAUAUCUUCCUGAUUCCUCUUCUGAUGGGAAAAAAACUGACAAGAAAGAAACUGGGGAUAUGCUUUCUAAUUUGGAUGGUUCAUCUGGAAUGCAAAUAACUGAAGCCCUCAAGCUACAAAUGGAGGUGCAGAAGCGGCUGCAUGAGCAAUUAGAGGUGCAGAGACAGCUUCAGUUACGAAUAGAAGCCCAAGGGAAGUAUUUAAAAAAGAUAAUUGAAGAACAACAACGACUUAGUGGAGUUCUUGCAGAAGCACCUGGAUCUGGAGUGUCAGCCCCAGUAUCUGGUGACAAUUGUCUAGAUUCUGACACUAAGAAUGAUCCUGGAACCCCUGGCCCUACUUCCGAGUCUCCUGUCCAAGAAAAGGCUGGGAAAGACCGGGCCCCAGACAAGAGCCUAUCUGUUGAGGAAUCUUUCUCAUCCCAUCAUGAGCCCCUGACUCCAGAUUCAGGAUGCCAUGGUGGAUCCCCAGCUGACAGCCCCGAAGGUGAGAGAUCCUCAAAGAGGCAAAGGGUGGGUAUGGGUGCAUCCUAUUCUAAACAGGAGCUGGUGCUUACACACCAGAUACUGGAGUCAAGUCUGAGCUCUUCCUACCAGCAACCACACACUGUUUUCCUGACUAGAGAGGGGUUUGAUCCUUUGUCUGCUUUACCAAUUAGGAACGAAGAUCAGUUAGAGAAGGUCUCAGGAAGUGACCUGUGAUUUAAUCUAUUGCAUGUUAUCUCAGGAUUGCAUUUUGCUUGUCUCUGUAUCUUUAGUAGGGAAAUAUUUCUGAUUAGGUCAAAGAUUGUUUUUAAUCUUUUCCUUCCUUUGUACUGAUUUUCUUUAAACUCAUGAGAUACUUGAGGACUAAUUAAAUUAGGAAUAUGAACCAUUGGUAGUUUGGUUCAUGUAUA
Molecule: messenger RNA, 1466 nt
Organism: Carica papaya (papaya)
Lineage: Eukaryota; Viridiplantae; Streptophyta; Magnoliopsida; Brassicales; Caricaceae
Source: RefSeq, a predicted model, not a curated record